UUUUGCUGGCUCUCAAAAUUGACUUUUCAGUUUGUUAAAUACUCUAGAAAAUUCCCUGAAAAUAUUCACACCCCUAGAAGUGCUAUAGUCCUUUAGAUAGCAGGAUGUCAGGCCUGUUUCGGCCACCAAGGAUUGCCGGAUCGAUGCGUCUAUUUCACGAUAUCACGGAUAUCCUGUCGUUGCGGGAGAUAAUUGGAGCCACGAACCUGCGGAAGAGAACGCCCGAGGAGUACCGAAUACUGCGCGACAUUGUCACCUCCUUCGAGCGGUACCGGGGAGUGGGCAACGACAUCCAGCUGACGCUGCAGGAGCGGGCUGCCAACGAGGUGAUCAUGUGCGAGAAGAAGAGGGAGUACCAGAAGGGCAUCCUGGACCCCAGCAAGUUCGCACCGGGCCGCCACAUCUUCCAGGUGCUGCACAAGAUCCGCAGGUCUCCGCUCUUCAAUAUACUGACCAAGAUGCCCAAGGGGGGGGCCCUCAAGGUGCACGACACCUCGUUGUGCAGCACGGACUACCUCAUCCAGCUGAUGUACAAGGAGCACCUCUGGGUGUGCACCAUCGACGAGGGAUGUUGCGUGGUUGAGUUCCGGUUCGCCGAGCAGAAGCCCACGAAGGGCCUUCACCCGGAGGGCCAGUGGGAGCCGAUCGAGCAGCUCCGUGAGCGGCGCGGCGAGGAGAACCUCAACAACUACCUGCGGCGACGCUUCAGCAUGUAUCAAAAGGAGAGCUUCGAGAACAACGCUGAGGCCUGGCGCCACAUGAUGGGAAUCUUCGAUCUGCUGGACGGCCUCAUCCAGUAUGCCCCCGUCUGGGCCGAGUACUACUACCAGGCCCUCAAGGAGUUCCACGCGGACGGGGUGCAGUACAUGGAGGUGCGGACCACGAUGCCCCAGCUGUACUGCCUGGACGGACAGAAGCUGCCGGUGCGCGAGACCGUCCAAAUCUACCAGGACGUGAUGAAACUUUUCAGGAAGGACUACCCGGACUUUAUCGGCGCGAAGCUCAUCUACGCCCCGCUGCGGCAUGUCCAGCCGGAGGUCGUCGGACAGUAUGUCAAGCAAUGCACCGAGCUAAAUAAAGAGUUCCCCGGCUUUGUGAUUGGAUUCGAUCUGGUGGGCCAGGAGGAUGUCGGCCAUCCGCUGAGCCAAUUCGUCGAGGAGCUGAUCAAGCUGCCCGACAACAUCAACUUUUACUUCCACGCCGGACAGACGAACUGGUACGGCUCCCACGUGGACGAGAACCUGAUCGACGCCAUAAUGCUGGGCACGAAGCGGAUCGGACACGGGUACACGAUCACCAAGCACCCGCUGCUGAUGCAGCUGGCCAAGUACAUGAACAUCGCCCUCGAGGUGUGCCCCGUCUCCAACCAGGUGUUGCAGCUGGGCUCCGACUACCGCAACCAUCCGGCGGCCACGCUGAUCGCCGAGAACGUGCCGCUGGUCAUCUGCUCGGGCAGUCCCGCCUUAUGGUGCGCCUCGCCGCUCUCGCACGACUUCUACAUGGCCUUCCUGGGCAUCGCGCCCAUGAAUGCCGACCUCAAGUUCCUCAAGCGCAUUGCCAAGAACUCGAUCCGGUACAGUGCGCUCAAGGACGAGGCCAAGGCCAAGGCCAUGGAGAAGUGGAAGAAGAACUGGGAGGCGUGGAUCGACGAUGUUGUCAAGAACAAAGACAAGACUCUCCAACAGACCCCAGCCAAGUGAAUAAAGUCCAGGAACUGAAGUUUGUAUGCCGCAUAA
This is a messenger RNA of Drosophila pseudoobscura, 1736 nucleotides long. RefSeq names its product Adenosine deaminase-related growth factor E (gene Adgf-E). Gene Ontology annotation, molecular function: adenosine deaminase activity. NCBI's taxonomy places the organism in Eukaryota, Metazoa, Arthropoda, Insecta, Diptera, Drosophilidae. Gene Ontology annotation, biological process: inosine biosynthetic process; adenosine catabolic process. The coding region runs from base 105 to 1700 and encodes 531 amino acids. The transcript has 2 exons. The record is from RefSeq and is a predicted model, not a curated record.